CGGUUACUCAGAUAUAUAAAUGGCAUCCUCUAUUUCUUUCCCGGCUCCCACCGGCGAAACACCGGUGCGGUCACCGGUAUGGAUCGUCCGUCCCUCCGAGCUGGACAUCGGGGACCACGUCGCAGACUUGGGACACAUGCCUGAUAAGGAUUGGUUGAUUUCUCUUCCCUCCCUCUCACUCUCAUUCUGCUUCUGUGUCAGAUGAUGUUUUUCUGGUGUGCUUUCGAAACUAGCUGCGGCUUGUGAAAACAGCAAAGUUUGUGUGUAUUUGCCAGGACAGGAUGUAGAGUUGCGCACACAUGCAGACUCUGGAUGCAAACCUACAGACCUGUCCACAUACAAUUUGUACGACUGUUAAACAGAGAGCAGCGGGUCAUGUACAAACAUGAAGACAUGCGACACGAGAUCAACAUUCAUAUGUCAACGAGAUCUCAUGUGUCAGGUGGAGCGGCUGCAACUGUUGAAGUCAUGCCAGACACAACAAUUCGGCAACUGAAGCAGCAGCUGAAAGCCAUCCAAGCUUGCGAAGAUGAGUUCACACGCAGUGUCUCCAGGGUUGACUUGGUUGUUGAUGGGACCAAACUGUGUGAUGAUGGUCAAACGGUGACGCAGGCCGGGCUUUCUCCUGACACUGAAGUGCAGGUGCUUUUCACCAUCCAUACCAUUGAGUGCUCGAGCAAAAAAGACUCUGGCUACGACUUGAUGGACCUUGCAAUUGUACACAUCCCAAGCAGUGCGACAAAGAUCAACUACGGAGCAUUCCAAGACUGCACAUUGGUAGCAAGCGUGAUCAUCCCUGACUCCGUGACUCUCAUUGGAAUCCGUGCCUUCAGUGGUUGCAGCUCUCUAGCUCAUGUCACUAUCCCCAACUCCGUCACGUCUAUCGGGGAGUUUUCAUUCUUCGCAUGCAGCUCCUUAGUGAGCUUGACCAUUCCCAACUCAGUGGCAAAGCUUGGGAAAGCCUCCUUUGAAGGCUGCCAUUCCUUAGUGAGCUUGACCAUCCCAGACUCCGUGCGGAAUAUACACGACAAGACGUUCCGCGGCUGCAACUCUUUGAGAGUUUUGAGAAUCCCAGACUCUGUGCUUUCAAUUGGGAACUCUGCCUUCGAAGGCUGCCACUCACUCACCAGCUUGGAGAUUCCAAGCUCGGUGAUCGAUAUUGGCAUGGAGGCAUUUAGUGGUUGUCGUUCGCUGGCAAACUUGAGCAUCCCCAACUCGGUGACUUGUAUUUGGAACUCGUCCUUUUUCGGUUGCAGCUCUCUGGUCAAUUUGAGCAUCCCCCCUUCAGUGACGGAGAUCAAAUAUGGCGCUUUCAGCGGCUGCUGCUCACUCGAGUCCUUGAGCAUUCCCCACUCCGUGACAUACAUCGGGAUCCAUGCCUUUAGCGGUUGCACUGCUCUAAAGGACUUGACCAUACCCAGCUCAGUCAACCUCGGGCACCACGCCUUUGAUGGGAUGGUCACCGCAAGACCUUCCCAGCAAACACAGCAGCCAAACUGCAGCUGCAGCUGAGUUGGACGUUUGUUUCUUGACUGGUCGCUGGGUCAAUGGUCGCAUUCACCGGACUUGCUUAUGAAAAAGACGAAGCGCAAAAAAGCAGAUGCGGGGAGCCAGGGACAAGCUGCAACAUGCUGCAGCUGCUCGAAGUUCACUGAGCUCAGAUGAUUUGGAGUUCGAUUCCUAGGCCCCGACCGUCCGUGAGUGCAGACAUCCACAGACCGCUUCCAGAAUCCCAGGGAUUCCGCGGAAGACGCCGAAGACCUGGAGUGGACGACCGUUCGGACAUGAUCCCAAUGGCGGCAGAUGGCGAGUUGCACAGAUUGCACGACCGGUGGCGUUUGACACUCUGGUGAGCCUCAGCCUCAGCCACAGCCUUGCAGCAAGAUAGCAUGUCGAGCCUGAA
Durusdinium trenchii is the source of this 1903-nucleotide messenger RNA. NCBI's taxonomy places the organism in Eukaryota, Dinophyceae, Suessiales, Symbiodiniaceae. The record is from the annotation of a GenBank genome assembly.